Messenger RNA from Ziziphus jujuba (common jujube), 1819 nucleotides. RefSeq names its product E3 ubiquitin-protein ligase RGLG3. Lineage: Eukaryota; Viridiplantae; Streptophyta; Magnoliopsida; Rosales; Rhamnaceae. The record is from RefSeq and is a predicted model, not a curated record. The transcript is spliced from 12 exons. The coding region runs from base 214 to 1497 and encodes 427 amino acids.
AAAAAAGAAAAAAAGAGGAAGCAUCGGAGACCAAACUAAAAAACUAAAAAAAAGGCCAACUCCGAAAAGCCUUAACAUGGUCAACCAACGCAACCCACAUGACUUUAUAAACACCCAAAUGAACCAACAUCUAUAGACUUGCAUCAAUUUUCACUUUGAAUCUCAUCUUUGCCGAUACUGCUUGCUAUUUUUCAGAGAAAGUUACUUCUAGAUAUGGGGAAUACAGAAUCUAAUGAAAAUCCUAAUGAUGACUUUCUUCAUGAACCCCACCAUCAAACCCAUCAAAACUUCCAUGAACCCCCCCACCAAACCCAUCAAAACUUCCAUGAACCCGAUAACCAAACUUAUCAAACCUUUCAUGAAGCUCUCCACCAUACCCCUUCACAUGCAGGCAGUUCAAUGGAGCACAACCAUCGACAUAAGCAUCACUCAACAGCUCGCAUAGCUGAUAACUUUGACUCUCUGGAUGAGGUUAUUUCUGCGCUAAGAGAAGCUGGCCUUGAAUCAUCAAACUUAAUCCUUGGUAUAGACUUCACAAAAAGCAAUGAGUGGACAGGCAAACGUUCAUUCAAUAGGAAAAGCCUUCACUCUAUUGGUAGCAGACCUAACCCUUAUGAACAAGCAAUUGCUAUAAUUGGUCGUACAUUGUCCCCUUUCGAUGAAGAUAACCUAAUACCUUGUCUUGGAUUUGGAGAUGCAUCAACACAUGAUCAACAUGUUUUCAGUUUUUUCCCUGAUCAUCGACCUUGUCAUGGUUUUGAAGAAGCUCUCAGGCGAUAUAGAGAGAUAGUUCCACACUUAAAGUUAUCAGGGCCAACAUCAUUUGCCCCGAUAAUUGAUGCAGCAAUUAAUAUCGUUGAAGGAAGCAACGGGCAAUAUCAUGUUCUUGUCAUCAUUGCAGAUGGGCAGGUUACCAGAAAUCCUGAUACACCACCUGGAAGGUUCAGUCCUCAAGAACAAGCAACUGUAAACUCCAUAGUUGCUGCUAGCCAAUAUCCUCUUUCAAUUAUUUUGGUUGGAGUUGGUGAUGGACCAUGGGAUUCCAUGCAGCAGUUUGAUGAUAACAUUCCUCAGCGUGCAUUUGACAAUUUUCAGUUUGUCGACUUCACAAAGGUCAUGUCUGAGAACUCAGAAACAUCAAAAAAGGAAGCAGCAUUUGCACUUGCUGCUCUCAUGGAAAUUCCAUUUCAGUACAGGGCCACCCAAAGCUUACAUUUUAAUAGAGAACAUAUAGGUGGUCCAGGUCAUCGUACAAGGCCACUUCCACCUCCACAACAAGUGAUUGAUUAUGAUAAUUCUGUCAAAUCAGUGCUACAUGACUUGAAUACAUCUGAGCCAACUGCACCACCGGAACAGUUCUGUCCGAUAUGCCUGACAAAUCCAAAGGAUAUGGCUUUUGGAUGUGGCCAUACAACCUGCAAGGACUGUAGCGUCACAAUUUCAACAUGCCCAAUUUGUCGAGAGCCAAUAACAACACGCCUGAGACUUUAUACUUAAAGAGAGUAGCAUGUCGCUUACCAGAGAUGAAAAAUGAGAGCGGUGUAGCAUGUCGCUUACCAGAGAUGAAAAAUGAGAGCGGUGUGAAAUGUACAUUUUUGUAACAUUCACAAGUUGACGUGCCAAUGAAAUUAUCAUUUCAGAUGAAAAGAAAUAGGGGAAUUAUGCCAUAAGCUGCUAUGACAAUUUCUUGUCUGUAAAAUUAUUUCCUAGUGGCUUCCUAUGGUUGCAAUUUCAUUCAUUGUAUUGUUUUGUAUUGUGAUUUUGUGCUGAAAAAAUUUGAGCCAGAAAUCGUUGAGUUUCAAGUCUUUUCUGAUGAAAA